CAGUGGCAGCUGUUGGCGUCAGUCAUCCGUGUCAAUAUGUUUGUGAAAAUCAGCACAAAGUGAGCUAACUUGCUGAUCAUCCACAAUAACUUUGAUCAACAGAAAAAAAAAUUCUUUAUUUAUACAAAUAAUUUACAAAAACCAUGGUAGAUAGAUCUUCAAAGAAGACAACAGAUUAAUAACAAACCUUGCUUUUGUCUUGUGUGCAUAAGCACAGAAACAUUCACUACUGAAACUCACAUUUGGUGUUUGUGCCAAGCUGAAACUGUGAAACUUCAAAUGCAGGCUGUAAUGUAGCAGUUGGGAAGUGGUGGGAGUGACUGGCGAUUUCUAUCAAUAAAAACACACUCGUUGUAAAUGUCAGUUGUUGUGGUUUAGCCUAAAUGUGUUAAUUGUGGCAGACUGCGAUGCAGCGUCUUACCAUGGUGUGAAUUUUCUCUGUGUGUGUGUGCGCACCAGAGGACAAAAAAGACAGAGAGAAAACAGAGAGAUAGAUACAGAGAGAAAGAGAGAGUGGGCAGAGGAAGCAUGAUGUGACUCAAAGUGAGAAAUCCUCUCCACCUCAAACUAAAUUCUGCGUGGGCUUUCUCAUGACUGGGGGUUCACCUGCUGAGGCCCUGCAAAAUCGAUAGCUGAGACCUGGGCUGCUGUGCUGCUGAGGCAGCCAUGGAGCAAAAGCCAAGUCCUCUUUCUUGUGUUUUAAAAUGAGAUGAAAGGGGGAGGCAAGUAAGCAAGUAAGAAGAAAGUGAGGAAAAAUAUAUAGAAAACAAGUAGGCAGCAGGGCGUAAGUGAGAGAACAUGGUUUAUGUUAUCUGCACAAGCAUGAAAGGCCUUCUUUUUCUGCAGAGGACUGACUUUAGUACUAAUGGUGACCUUUGAACACUUUGCUCGAAAGCAAUUACUGGCCAUUUCAAAGCAUUCAUUCGGUUUGGUGUCUCACUCAUUCAGGAUGAAACAUUAUUAGUCCACAUCUGCCCACGCAGGUGAGAAACAGCAGGAAGUGAGAAACAGCAGGAAGAGUUAAUAACAAGUAAGGGCUAUUUGCUAUCAGAUUGCAGAUGUGAUAGCAAGAUUUCUGUUGUGCAAUCCCUUUUGCACAUGUGCGUCCAGGCUAGUCUAAAGCAACGGUUUACCGCCCUCACUUCACCAGGCAAAGCGCCAAAGCCAUCAGGCAGUCAUACGCCUACCAUCAGCUGAGGAGUUGCACAGCAGUCUCAUUUCUAAUUAUACACCCAACAACAGAGAGCUACGGAGCGAGAGAGAAAGUGGAAUAUGGAGAGAGGAAGAGGAGUGUGAUUACGAAUGGAAGAGAGGCUGAGAGUGCCACUCGGCAGCAAACACAGGGUGAACAAGUUCAGAUUUGAGAGACUGAGAGAGAGAGAGAGACAAAGAAAGUAAGAGAAGGUGAGGGAGAGACAUCAGAUCUGUCUGAGAAAGGUUAACAGGGCUGACUGACUAAGUAGAGUGGGAGUGUAAAAUGUAAAAGCGAGUAGGAGGGAAGAGAGAAAGGAAGAGGAGAAGAGAAAAGGAGGAGAGCGUGUCUGACAGACAGUCUGUUGAGCUUGUCUGGAUGCUUCUGAUCAUUCUGCUUUGCCUUUUCACCCGCAGCCUGGGAGGACGACACAAGCCAGACAGGUGUGCGUGGAGUGUCUGUGAACAUGGGUGGAUAUGCUUUGUGAUGAUGGAUGCACAGAGAGACGGAUGGAUGGAUGGAUGGAGGAACACGUAAAUCGUGACAACCUUGGACCAAACCAUCUGCAGUGCUUGCCAAGAGACUGGAGUCUGUGUCAUAUGAUCACAACACCUCCUCAGCUUCUGCAGGAGGGCAUGCAGUGCCGGUGUGAGUGACAUGCAGCGUGAGCCAAUGAGCUUCACACCGAACCCAGCUCUAGUCCCAGACAGGGACAGCCUCCCACUUAAAAAGAGGGACCAAAGACCGAGCUCACUACCACAGCAGCAGCAGCAGCAGCAGCAGCAGUGUGAUGCUGCAACAUUCAAGGCGCCCUACCCUUACAAGAGCCACAGUGAUUUUAAGACAAAACACACAGGCCCUUUCCAGCCCGUACUGAAACGGGUUCCUGCACUGUACCAACCCUGGAUGCAGACUCACACAUCCACCAGGUCCAAACCUCACGUCCUCUCUGCAUUCAGGGAGCAUCAUGGCUGGGCAGAGUGGAGAGAGUUCUACCCCCAGCACCCUGGAUGGGACUUUUCUCACCCCUAUCAGCACCACAGCCACUUGUCUAGCACACCUGCACUCCACCUGGGCCAACCACACCACCCCUCCAGAUUCAGUCCGGUCUCCCUGGUCUCUGAUGGUUUCCAAAGGGUGGGUGGAGGGUACAGCUGGGAGCAGCUUAAGACAUUAAGGGACAAAAGUUUAAACGCACAGAGGCAGAGCAAUGGGAGGAAUAAAGGACCAUAUGUGAGGACAAGAGACAGAAAAAAUGAGUAUUUUCCCAGGGUUGAAAAAGCAAGUCCUCCAUUGUUGAGCACAUGCCUACCUCACUCUCCACAUGAGGACCUUACACUGCAACACGAUGUGUUGCACAAAUCAACAAAGUCUGUCAAACAUCCCGUUUCUGGACAUUCCUUCAUAAGAGCUAACGAUAACUCAAGCACCACAUACACCUCUAUGGAGGAGGACACAUCAAGAUCUUCUGCUCGCCCCUCUUCUGAGCAGGCUACGUCCUCCUCUUCCUCUCCUAACCCUUUUCCCUGGCUGCUCCCUCACUUUGUGGCAGGCUCUCUGAUCGAGCUCAGAGAUGGGCGGCUGAGGAGGGUGGAACACCUGCAGACGGAGGACUUCCUGCUGGGAUCACUGGCCUGUCCAGACCUACGCCUGAGCUGCUGCACGGUGCAGGGCAUCUCCCCUUCAGCCUCCUCCAUCUCACGUCUCCUCAUCCUGCUCCACGACCAGCAGUCCCAGGAGUUGGUGGAUGUCUAUGUGGAGUACCCGUUCUUUGUGCGUGGGCGGGGCUGGUCGUCCUGCAACCCUCAGAGGACUUCCCGUCUCUGUGGCCUGCAGUGCCGCCAGCUCAGUGUGGGGGACGUCUGCCUGGCUCUCACCCCUGUCUCAGCCCCCCAGCCUCCAUCGUCAGCCACCCUGGAGCCAAAAACCUCACCCAGUAAGUCAGAAGGUCGGUGUGAGUCUCGAAAGGCAUCACAACCCCAGAUUCCCCCAGGUUCAGAGCGGCCAGCAGGGGGGCAGAAGAAGGAGGCGGUCCGGAGGAGACACUAUUCAGCCCCUGAGUUGAGAGGUCCAGGGACUAACUGCAUGUAGUGAGGAGAGUCACUGUUUUAUGGACAGGAAGCAAGUCCAUCUCUUUUAAGCUCUGCUAUAUCAGCCUAUAUUUGCUGUCUUUCUACCUCCUGAAUCAUAUUUCUGUGCUUAACUGUAAUUUUUAAUUGUAUCUACGGAGUAAAAGCUAAAGGGGAAUGAUAAGAUUAACUCUCAGGAUUUCCCAUAGGUAAACCUACAUUAGCAUUUUGUCAAGGUAAGUCAGGGAUCAAACACUGACUAUGUGAGUUGAGUCAGAGUAAAACAUUACAUUUUCUGUUAGCCUGAUCAAACUCUAUGAUAACACAGGAUUCAGAUCUUAGUCAUGUGAGAGAACUCAGUCUAUUUAAGAUAUUUUUGUGAGAAAGUGAAGAACCAAAGUCUACAUCUAUGUCGCCGCAGGGAGCUGCUUCAGUGACAGUGAAUUUGAGAAAGAUCUUGUAGGCUCAAAGAAUAUUGUUUGGGUUUUAAAGUGAGUGUGCAUGCAUAUUUUUUUCUAGCCGUUCUGACAAAAUCGGCCCACAUACCUUGAAAAGCACAGAAAAAUACUCCCUCAGGUCUUUCACUGCUGAUCAUAUCGUUUAAAGUUUAUCUCUCUUCCGCCUAAUAUUAUGUAAGACCUCUUUAUGAUCACAAAUGAGAGAUUUCAUUCCAAAUUAUUGCAUAUCCUUAAUGCCAGAAACCUUUCAGAUAAUAUGGUCCUCAGUUUGAGAUUUAAAUUUCACACUGACAAUCAACACCACUUUUGAUUGUAUCAGUAGAAUUUAGUUUUACGCUUCUACCUCUAUUUUCUAUUUAAGGUGACAGAUACAUAUAAUGUGUGUUUUAACAGUGUGGGCUGUGUUGUAAUAUGCAGAAGCUCUCCGCUUCUCUGUGACUGUCAGUGUGAAUGCCUUUAUUUGCCUGGUUGUUACAGCUGCUUUGCUUUUGUACUGAUGCUCAUUUUUAAAUGUCUGUCCCAUUGUUAAGAGUGGAGACGCUUGUGCUAUUCAAAGUACUUUAAAAGCUCGAUCUGUGAUCAGUGUGCAGUGCCAUAUGUCAACACUACAAUGUGAUUUCCUCCUGAGCAUACACAGUACAAACAACGAAAUUGUACACAAUUGAAAUGCAGACCAUGUGCACUCAACUAUGACGUCACAGGUAGGGCAGACAAGGUGCUGUACAAACAGAUUGGGUCUUUAAGUUGUGAAACAGUUUUCUCACUGUUAAAUAAAUGUCAUGUGUAACAUU
Messenger RNA from Siniperca chuatsi (mandarin fish), 4510 nucleotides. RefSeq lists its product as uncharacterized. Lineage: Eukaryota; Metazoa; Chordata; Actinopteri; Centrarchiformes; Sinipercidae. The record is from RefSeq and is a predicted model, not a curated record. Bases 1850 to 3283 code for a protein of 477 amino acids. Gene Ontology annotation, cellular component: nucleus. Gene Ontology annotation, biological process: nervous system development; negative regulation of transcription by RNA polymerase II. Gene Ontology annotation, molecular function: RNA binding; protein binding. The transcript has 3 exons.